Molecule: messenger RNA, 3585 nt
Organism: Saccostrea echinata
Lineage: Eukaryota; Metazoa; Mollusca; Bivalvia; Ostreida; Ostreidae
Product: GRIP1-associated protein 1-like
Exons: 2
Coding region: 481-2100 (539 amino acids)
Source: RefSeq, a predicted model, not a curated record
CUAGCGACGUCAAAAAAAUUAAGGCUUGGAGAGGAGCUAAAGUUCUCUUCGUUUUUUACUUGCAAACGAUAAGUUGAUUGUCUGGGAUAUUUGUUUUCCCCACUGGAAGAAAAGUAUAUAAUAGAGAUAAUCUCAUAUAUCGUUCAUACUGAGGAUAUUUAUUGCCCCCAUCAAUAUCUGGCAAUAGAUACAACACUCAAGGACUUGAUUUAAAAGAGUUGCAUUUGAUAGCGCAAUUGAAUUUGCCUGCGAUACGGACCAUUUGGCGAUAGUGGAAAAUGCAGCACCAUAUCGCCUAGCAAGGACUGGGGGCAAUUUAACCAAGUGUUAUAUGAUCUGGGGUGAUAAUUGAUAGACAAUUGACUGUGGACAUUAUGUAGAUGAAAAUUAACACCUCAAUAAACGGAUGUGUAUCACGGCCAUGAGGUAGAUAAGGAUUUUACUUCGAAAACAACCGUGUGUCAUACCAAAAGGAGAGACAUGGACGGCUUACACGGAAUUGAAGCCCUUUUUCGGGAACAUAAAAGACUGGCAUCGAAACUGACAAAGGAAGAAAUGCGGGCCUUGCGGAGUUACCUUGACAACCGAUUAGUGGCGGAACAUAAUGAUCUGCUAUUCAAUAUCAAAACUUUGAAGACGAACUUCGAUAUGAAAACUCUAGAAAUGGAAGACACAAUAUCAAGGCUGCAGAAGGAAGUAGAAUUGAAGAAUGAACUGAUGCAACAGUAUAAAUCCACGGAUACUAACUUAGCAACAGUCCAUAAACGCCGAGAGGAAAGACUGGAGAGAGAGCAAACCAUUCUUCAUUCCGAUAUGGAAAGACUGAAAACUGAAAUUCUUUCUCUUACCCAAGAAAUAGAAGUCAUUACCCGCGAACGUAAUUUAUUAGACCGGGAACUCAAAGACGCACGGAUUAAUAUUUCUGAAUUAGAGAGAAUCGCGGCGAAGGUGGAAGCUGCUGAGAAAUUGAUUAUUGACAAUGAAAAACUGAAACAGGAUAUAAUUCGGAGUAAAAUGAAUGUGGAUAACAGAGAUAGAGAAAUUCAAAGGCUUCACGGUGUGAAUGAAAACUUAUCAAAAGAAUUCUCUGAAAAGAGUAAGUUAUUAGCGAAACUGAAAGAAGACUUUGAAAGCUGUCGCACAGAGAUAACGCGACAGGCAAAAGAACUGGCUGUAAAAUGCGACAGUCUUGCGAUUACUAAACACAAUUUGAAUGCAGAAAAACAAAAGGUGCGUGAUCUUGAAAGAGAACUGAAAAUGCUGCAAGAGGAGAAAGAACAUAAGCCUGAAAAUGGUCGAACAGAUUCAUUGGCAUUGCGUGUUGAGCUACUGAACAUUCAUCAAAAGCACCUGGAAGGAAGGGUACGACUGCUCGAAGAAAAAGUUCAAAUGUAUCGUAACCAAGCCAGAAUUCUGGGUCGUGAUCUUGCCAAAAUUAACCAAGACAUCUCAAACUUUGCUCAGCUCAAAGACAAAGUAGUUAUUCAUGGAACGACCACUGUCGAAAAAUUACUUAUAGAGAUAGCCGAAAGCCUUCAGGACCGACAAACAAAUAUGGAGUCCCUACUCAAUGAUUUAUCAACCCAGGUACCUUCUAUUAUAUCUAAAGAUGUACUCGCUAUCAAGCAAGACGUUACGGCUGUCAAAAAGCAAGCAGAGGCGUUCAAAGCUACAGAAAUAGCAAACAAAUGUUUCCGUCUUGUUCAACGCAUUGAGGCCUGUGAGAAAACACAAAUGUUUUUCACACCACCAAAGGGACCCUUAGGCCCUUCUAUGACGAAUGGUUUAAAGGACAACAAUGACAAUAUCGUUUUGACAUCCCCUAAACCGGAAGUAGAUAACACAAGGCGACGGUCUGAGAGCAUGGUGAACGAGGUUUCCAAGUCCCAGCCUUGUUUUGUGAAAAGGAAACCCCCAACACCAGUGCAUCUACUUCGCUCCCGCAUGACUCAGCCACCAACCCCAUUCUCUGCCUGGCGCAGACGAAGCUCAGUUUCUUUUGACACUUCUCACAGUGUAACUCCAACGUUAAUUGACUUAAAUUUAACUUCACCUGGGGCCCAGAGUCCGAGGGAAAAAUCAAAAGCAUUCUUCCCUUAGUAAUCACUUGCAUAAUGAUGCAUGAUUUCUAUUUCCUUUCAUGUAAUUGCCACGUGAUAAAAAUUGUGAAUUUUAAUUAAUAAGUUAACUCUCUCUCUCUCUCUCUCUCUCUAGCUCAAACAAUAAACUUAACAGCUAAAUAAAAAGAAUUUUUCUCCUUAGUUGAUCCUUUUAGGGGACUCUUGGUAAAGACUAUUUGAAAGGUGUUCUUCUCAUUAUUCUGUUUCUAAUGUACUCUGGACUUUGGACAGUCGAAUUUAUAGAUAAAUGUAGUCUUUUAUUUAUUCAUUGGCUAUAGAUUUCUAUACUUAGUAAAUUAUAGUUAUGUUCAUGUAAUACCUUAUACCAGGAAAGGAUGCAUAAUACUUAUCUAUAAUUUAAUCAUAUUACUUCUGUGGUCAUUGCUAUCCUUUACUGGAUAUGUUCAGAUGUUCAUUGUACUUUUAAGAAAGGUUUAUUGGGUUUAGCAUUUAUAAAAAUUAGAGGAGUAGUGAAUGAUUAAGUGAGAUAUUUCUAAAUUAAUCUUUCCUAUAGGAACAAUGGAUCAUGAAUCCAUUGACGUACAUGCUGUAUGUAAAUAAAUUUAAAAAAAAGUUAAAGGGGUAUAGAAUCAGUUAAAUUGCCGUUUUGCUAACAAUUUUUAAAUUUUCUUUAUUUGAAAAAAAAACUUCAGUUUAGUGCAUUAAACUUUCAUGAAAUUUCUCUUGUAUUCAAUAACAAUGGCAUUCCUCGGUCUUAUUUUUAUAUUACAGGAUGUGUUCGAUUUUCUAACACUGCAUACAUGAUUGAACACGAACAGAAAAAAAAACAACUAGUAAUAUGUUGGAUUUUCUUUCUUACUUUUUUUUUUUAGUUUUCUUGAUUUUAAGUUUUAAUUUCUUUUAUUUAUACACCACAGAAAUGCCACUUUUCUUAAAAAAUUAAGGACAAAUUUAGGUCAUGAAAGUGCAAGGAUGUAGGACAUUCAAACACAUCGGAAUUUCGUAAGUUGAUUAUUAUCAGAAAACACGCUUUUAUAAAAUAUCGGCCUGAAAUGCACUUGCAACUUGAAGAUCAUGAAAUUCUACAGACAAUUUUGAAGGAUAUAUACUUCAGAUAUUUGUCUAUGCCUCUUUGAUAUCAAAUAUUACUCUCACUUUGUAAGUCAAAAGAUGAAAGACCUCUAUUUCUUUGUAAUAACGCCGGUCUUAGAGACGGUUAAUGUUGAUAGUUUAUCCAAAAACUUUAAAAAUGUCAAAGAAAUUUUUUUUACUUUGGCAUUAUUUCUGUUAUCUUCUAAAGGUUUUCACAAUUAUGAUAAAAUGGAGACUGUGUAUUGUUUAACGUACAUUUCUAGGAGGAUUUGUGCUAUUCAUUGUACCUAGCAAGACAUUUUUUCAAAUGGUUCAUAUGAAAUUUAGGCAUCGUUUAUUAUUUAACAAAGCAUAUUCCUUAUGUUUGCUAAAAAAACUUGUACCGACUAUUUUGUUAUUCCAGUAAUGUAAA